This is a messenger RNA of Eurytemora carolleeae, 578 nucleotides long. RefSeq lists its product as uncharacterized. Bases 75 to 578 code for a protein of 167 amino acids. The record is from RefSeq and is a predicted model, not a curated record. NCBI's taxonomy places the organism in Eukaryota, Metazoa, Arthropoda, Copepoda, Calanoida, Temoridae. The transcript is spliced from 5 exons.
UACCUCUUCUGAAAACCAAUGUUCUUCUUCUUCUCAACCACAACAUAGUUCAACUACUAAACAUCUGUGUUUCUAUGAUGAGUGGAACUGCUAUGUGGAGAGUAUGUAUAGCUCCUCUACCUUACAGUAUUGGAUUCUUAAUCUACGUUAUCUCUGAAUGGUUUGCCAAUAUCAUUGUUGGAACAGUCCUAGCGGUUGUCUUUCUCCGGGUUCUACACGUAGUGAAGUAUGAGCAAAUGAUUGCGCUGGAUCCUGAAGAAUGGUCUCGGAAGAUUCAGCUUGCCAUCAUGGGAUUCUACGCUAUGAUUGUAGCUAUUCCUGUUCCACUACAGCUUAAAGGAGGAGAUGUGUACCCUCACCUAUCCUUCUAUACUGGAUAUGCUACUCAUCAAAAGAUGAACCCUCACGCUAUCUUGCUCGCGGUCAACACGUUCUUUGUUGCAACUAUUACGCUGGGCUGCUACAUCUUUACUAAAUUCUAUCUCAGGGUCACAAAAAAGGAUUUGUACAUCAGCUUGGAAGUAUAUAAGUAUAAGAAAUUUGAGUUUGUCGCGAGAAAUCAUGGGUCCUUUGCUUAA